Dujonia railenensis is the source of this 915-nucleotide messenger RNA. The record is from the annotation of a GenBank genome assembly. Lineage: Eukaryota; Fungi; Ascomycota; Pichiomycetes; Serinales; Debaryomycetaceae.
AUGUCUAGUCUCAAAACUGCUAAGGAUGCUUUGGUAGCUUCCCUCUUCGAACUUUCCAAGGCCGCCGAAGAUGCUGCCUCUGCCACGGUGGAUUACUUCAAAAACACCACGAGUGAAGACGCUUUGGCUGUCUCCUUGCAGAACGUGCUGGAGGCCAGCGACGCUGUGACUGAAGCUGUUUCCAAGGUAGCACCCAAGUCUGCCAAGAAGGCUGCUGCUGCUGCUGCCGCUGCUGGUGGUUCUGGCUCUGCUGCUGGUGCUUCUUCUAAGAAGACCAAGUCCGAACCCGCUGCUGUCGUUGCCGCUCCCGCUGAAGGGGAGAACGGCACUGUUGUCGAAGAAAAGAAGAAGAGAAAGAAGGCUGAGAGAGACCCUAACGCUCCAAAGAAGCCAUUGACCAUGUACUUCGCCUACUCCUUCCACCACCGUGACUUGAUUCGUGAAGACAGAAAGAAGAAGGCCCUCGAGCCAUUGUCGGCUACUGAAGUAACCGAAAUUGUCAAGAAGCAAUGGGAAAGCAUCUCAGACGAAGAGAAGAACAAAUGGCAAAGAAAGUACCAGAACGAGUUGAAGGACUACCAGGUCAAGAAGGAAGCUUACAAUGCCAGCAAGGAAGCCGCCAGUAAGCUCCCAUCUGCUGGUGCAACUUUACCUUCGCAAGGAUCUCCAAAGGCCGUUGUUGAAGAUGUAGUUCCAGCCACUCCAUCCAAGAAGGCUGCGGACGUGCCAGCUCCAGUAUUGAGUCCUUUGAAGGAAGCCAAGGAAGCCAAGGAGCCAAAGGAACUAAAAGAGCCAAAGGAGCCAAAGGAGUCAAAGAAAGAAUCCAAAAAGCGUUCUAAGGACUCCGAAGAGGCUUCCGCUGCUAAGAAGGAAAAGAAAUCAAAGAAGUCUAAGAAGGAAAAGGCCGAGAAAUAA